AUGGGCUGCAUCAUGGGCGCACUGCGUCGCGCGACAGUGAUUGCUGCCGUAUUGCUGCACACAACGAGCGCCACGAUCCUGUCAUUCGAUGAAGCCAAAUUACUGAGAGUAGACGCCAUCCUGGUGCUCGGCGGCGGCGCGCCCCCCGCGCCCGACGCCCAGCUACCCUUCGUCGCCGCGCGGUGCAAGGCGGCCGCGGCGCUGUGGAAGGCGGCGGCCAAGAAACCGAAGAUUCUGACGCUGUCGGCGGGCACGGCCCACGUCCCGCAGCUGCUCGACGCGCGCGGCUCCGUGGUCUUCGAGGCGACGGCGUCGGCGGCGGUGAUCAUCAAUGAAGGCGUUAAUUCAGCGGACGUCUUCGUCGAGACGACGUCGUUCGACACGAUCGGCAACGCGUUCUACUCGCGGAACGACCACUGCUCGCUGGCGGGCUGGAGACGACUCCUCGUCAUCACAAGCGAGUUCCACCUCGCCCGCACGAAGGCGAUCUUCGACUGGGUCUACGGGGCCGCCGGCGCGGAGCCGUCGGGGGCCUACGAGCUCUCUUAUCUUGGCACGGAGGACACGGGCCUGACGCCGGCCGAAGUAUCUGCUCGCAAGGCGCGCGAAGACGCGUCGACGCGAAACGUCGUGUCGAGCCUGGAGCCGGGCUACCGAAAGCUCGCCUCGGUCCGCGAAUUUCUCACGACGCGACAUGACCUCUACUCCGCGAAAGGGUUAGUCGCCCGGGCCGCGCGGCGCGCGGGUGGCGGCGAGGGCGCCGCCGCGUGGGCCGCGUCGUACGGCGGUGGACGUCCGCAGCCGGCAUCAGCAGUCAAAACAACACCAGCCGUCUCGCCCGGCGCUGCGACACCAGCCAAGCCUGUCUGUCCACCGUGCGAGGCGGCGACGCCGGCGGCGUGCGGCUAUAGUUUCCUGACGGUACUCGUCGCAUUCGCGGUCGGCGCGUUUCUCGGGGGUCGCAAGGACCGGGGGCAUUAUAGGACAUAUUAG
Molecule: messenger RNA, 993 nt
Organism: Pelagomonas calceolata
Lineage: Eukaryota; Pelagophyceae; Pelagomonadales; Pelagomonadaceae
Source: the annotation of a GenBank genome assembly